This is a messenger RNA of Metarhizium robertsii ARSEF 23, 1608 nucleotides long. RefSeq names its product cytosine-purine permease. The transcript has a single exon. The coding region runs from base 1 to 1608 and encodes 535 amino acids. Gene Ontology annotation, molecular function: transmembrane transporter activity. Gene Ontology annotation, cellular component: fungal-type vacuole membrane; plasma membrane. Lineage: Eukaryota; Fungi; Ascomycota; Sordariomycetes; Hypocreales; Clavicipitaceae. Gene Ontology annotation, biological process: transmembrane transport. The record is from RefSeq and is a predicted model, not a curated record.
AUGGGCAAGUUCACCCCCUCUCUUCGAAACGACCAGAUAUCCACGAUGUCAAUGGACGAAGAGAAAGGCCAGGGAAUCGUUCCCAAGACACCUGGUGAGAAGGAUGCCUUGGACGUGGACUCGAGUGACAAAGCAGAUCAGGGUGCCGCUGGCUCAACAAGGAGCGGAAUACUUGCCCAACUGCGCAACCUUGAAGCCCGCAUGGAUGCUAGGUUCGGAAUCGAAUCUGAAGCCAUUGUUCGGAAACGCGCGGAAGACAAGAAAGAUGUGCCUUGGACCGAAGAGCUCACCAUGGCUCUGUUAUGGGCUAGCGGAACCAUGAACACGUCCUGUUUCGCGACGGGCUUUCUAGGGUGGCAAUUCGGUCUGAGUCUGAAGCAGACUAUUCUCAUCACUAUAUUUGCUUCUAUUCUCGGCGGAAUCGUCACAGGCUACUGUGCGACAUUCGGUGCCGCCACGGGAUUGCGACAGAUGAGCGUCAGCAGGUACAGCUUCGGAUGGUGGCCCAACAAGCUCAUUGCUAUUCUAAACUGCAUUCAGCAGAUGGGCUGGGCGGCUGUUUCUUGCAUCACAGGCGGCCUUGCGUUGACAGCGGUUUCGGACGGCCAUGUUUCGCUCAUUCUGGGCAUCAUCAUCCUGGCCGUGGUGGCGCUGCUCAUCUCAUUCGUUGGGCUCAAUGCCAUCUUGUUCUACGAACGAUACGCGUGGAUUGUCUUCUUCGUCAUCUUUCUCAUCAUCUUUGGCGAAACCGGCAAGUACGCCGACAACUCGACUCCCGCCUCCAUCACUGGCGCGACGUUAAGCGGUGCGGUUCUCAGCUUGAUUGCCAUCGUGUACGGUUCCAGCGCUGCCUGGUGCACGACGGCCAGCGACUACUACGUCCACUAUCGCGCCGACGUCAGCCGUACCAAGGUUUUCCUCAUGACAAGCUUUGGAAUUGCGAUCCCAACAUCGAUUGGCAUGCUGGCAGGCUGCGUGGUCGCCUCGUCUCUGAACACUCAGACCGAAUGGCGAGACACGUACGAGCAUGACGGCCUGGGCUAUCUGAUUCAAGAUAUGCUCUACCCACGAGGAUUUGCCAAGUUUCUUCUCACUUUGCUGGUGUUAUCGGGCAUCAAUACCAACGUUAUUAGCAUUUAUAGCGCAUCUCUGUCGUUUCAGCAGCUGGCACGACCGCUGGCUUUGAUUCCCCGGUUCGUCUGGACGCUGGUUUCGUUUGCUUGCAUUCUUGCACUAGCAGUAGGUGGGCGAGAACAGCUCAACACGUACCUCCAAAACUUUCUAAGUCUCCUGGGGUAUUGGUGCACAAGUUAUGCCAUCAUAUUGUUGGAGGAGCACUACAUCUUUCGCAAAGGGAAGUUUGAGAAUUACGAUCUCGAGGGAUGGAACGAUCCUGCGAGGUUACCGUUGGGUAUCGGCGCGGCUACUGCGUUUGGACUCGGCGUGGUGUCGUGGUGUAUGGGCAUGAAUCAGACAUGGUUCGUUGCACCCCUGGCGAAGGUAAUUGGCGAUAAUGGCGGUGAUGUUGCGAAUGAAUUGACGUUUGUGGUGACCGCGUUGGGAUAUCUGCCGGCGAGAUAUCUGGAGUUGAGGAUUCUUGGCCGGUGA